AUGGCCGACACCACUGAAGAGCAAGAGGCAUCUAACUUGGCACACCUCAAGAAGGUCAAGAAUACAGCCAAAACGCCUAUGCCAGAGGAUUCCAUGCUUGAUUUACCAGACCCCGUGUAUCGCCCAGACCACCUGCAUCGCACUUGUUCUGCGCAAGUCAAACGGCGGAAUAGAAUCUUCAAAGCAGAACAACCUCCGCCUCCCGCCACCCGGGUCGGCUUUACAUCAAAACAUCGACGAUCUAAUUCUAGAAGGAAAUCAAAUAAAGCCGACGGAGAUGAUAGAAGCGAUUCUGAUGGCUAUGAGUCGGCGCGCGUACACGGAGAAAAUGAUGCUUCUGCUAUGCGACGCCGUCCCGAGAAACAACUACCUUCGGACUCUGUUCAGAUUGCCAAUGCUAGCUCGUCGAGCUCCACUUCCUUUACACCCGAAGAACAAGAACGCAUCCGCGUAAGCCGUCCUUUAAAUGGUGAACCAGACAUGUGGCAGUCUGCAUCACAAACAUACAAGAACAACACCCCUGAGGCUUUAGCACGCAAAGAGCGCUUGGUUAAGAAUGAAGAUGGCUCGACUAGGACACGUGCCGCACCCCGGCGAUUAUUUGAUUUCAGGAUAAGCGAAUGCAAUGUUUCCUGA
Annulohypoxylon truncatum is the source of this 636-nucleotide messenger RNA. RefSeq lists its product as uncharacterized. The coding region runs from base 1 to 636 and encodes 211 amino acids. The transcript has a single exon. The record is from RefSeq and is a predicted model, not a curated record. Lineage: Eukaryota; Fungi; Ascomycota; Sordariomycetes; Xylariales; Hypoxylaceae.